Molecule: messenger RNA, 4172 nt
Organism: Phycodurus eques (leafy seadragon)
Lineage: Eukaryota; Metazoa; Chordata; Actinopteri; Syngnathiformes; Syngnathidae
Product: CREB3 regulatory factor-like
Exons: 12
Coding region: 690-2147 (485 amino acids)
Biological process (GO): regulation of transcription by RNA polymerase II; response to unfolded protein
Cellular component (GO): nucleus
Molecular function (GO): DNA-binding transcription factor activity, RNA polymerase II-specific; RNA polymerase II transcription regulatory region sequence-specific DNA binding
Source: RefSeq, a predicted model, not a curated record
GUGCGCGGCCCACCCGCCCCCUCUCCCGCGCCCCCACCAAUGGUGCCCCGGUGAGACAAGACGACGACGACGACGAUGAUGAUGAUGAGGAGGGGGGUGUCCACCAGGCACACAACCGUCGUCUGUGUCCGCUGUACAGCGAGGCUAAACACGGCGUAAACUAGCCACCCUCCCCCAGUCUCGGCGCGGGACUUCCCGGCUGAGUAGCGUCCACGGAGGUCGGUCUCCACCGACGGCUUUUCGCGGUGGAUGGUGUGCGCCCCCAUACACACAUUAAAAAAAAAAAGCACCAAGCAGAGGGCUACACACCAAGGCGGACAUUUUUGUUUCUUAUCCGGGGUCCGGAGGAGCCUUCACUUCACUCCCGCGAGGGGGACAUCCGAGGAUACGGAGAGGGUUGCGGGGCGCUGGACCCUAUCCCAGCUGACUUCAGGCAAAAGGUGGACUACACCCUGAACUGGUCGCCAGUCAGUCGCAGGGCACACAUAGACACGGACAACCAUUUGCGCUCACAUUCACACCGUCACUGAGUGGGAACUGAACCCAUGCUGCCCGCACCAAAGUCAGUGAGCUACAAGGCUGCGUCAUGUGAAGAAGCCUCCACCUUUUGACCUUCUCUACUGUGAUUCUGAGUCUAACUGACCAGAAGUGUGAUUACAACCUGACCCCGCCCCUCAAAGGCCUUGGGCAUGCCUCAGCCGGGUAUGAAUGGCAUGGAGCCUGCUUUUGGCGAGGCCUAUGGGGGCCACCGGGCUUUGCUCAGCCCCUACCCAAUGGCCAUGUCACCGCAAGGGGGCAGGACAGAGUACGACCAGAGCAUUCUUCUCAUGCUGGGCUCCCCGGCGUCCCCCCGCAAACGCCCCUUUGAGCUGCUCAGUGACCUGGUGGACGAUGGCGGCCUGGGUGAGGAUCUGCAUGCUGAACGCUGGGAUGUGUCGGCCCUGGACGAGAUGGCCCGGUACACCAAGCUGGGCCUGGGCGUGGCCUCCGAGGACGCCGUGCUCAUGGGUCGCUGGGGACGGAGCCGCGAGGAGGACAAUCCGGCCGAGAAGACGACCAAAGACGAGUUGGUAGCCACCGCGGGUGGAGGACUAGAUGGCGGCGUGAGGAAGGAGAACACUGUGGAAGUGUACCAGUCACAUGUGGGGGACAACAGCCACCAAUCACCAGUCAGACACAAGGUGGCACAGGAGAAGGACCAUCAGAAGAAGGCGCUGGCGGUGGGUUUGCUCCUGGAGCACUGCAGUGAGGAACACAACUACUCCCUCAGCCAGGGAGGAGAGCCGGUCGUCACUCAUAGCGUUCUGGAGGAGGUGCAUCAUCAGCGGGAGGAGGCACAGCAGGAGGACAGAGAGGAGAAGCCAGAUACGGAGGAUGAGGACGAGGAAGAAGAGGACGAGGAUGAGGAGGAAGACGAAGGAGAGGAAGAGACUGCGGCCGAUCUCUCGAGCUCGUCGGAAACGGAAUGCGAGGCGGAGCCUGCGAGGCCGCUAGGCGAGCGCCCGUCCAAGCGCCGUUGCUUCUGGGAGUACCGACGCUCGCGGGAGUCUGCGGCUAAGAAGAAGGUGUGCGGAGGAGGAGGUGAUUGGUCGCUGUCGUGGAGCUCCAGCACGCUGCCCAGCACGCUGUACCGACGACAAGGCAAGAAAGGGCGCCGCAAGGCCCGCAAGACGGACGCCAGUGACCUGACUCCCAACCCGCAGAAACUGCACAACAUCGGGGAGCAGCUGCAGAAGCUCAACGCCGCCAUCGACAGCAUGGGGCCCGUCAACGACCUCCCGGCCCUCGCCAGGGCCCGAUCACGCAAGGAAAAAAACAAGCUGGCGUCCAGGGCAUGCCGUCUGAAGAAGAAAGCACAGCAUGAGGCCAACAAGAUUAAACUGUGGGGGCUCAACCAGGAGUAUGAAAACCUGCUGGGGGCGCUUCUGCGUAUCAAGGAACUCAUCCGGCAGAGGGUGGAGAGCAGCGAAGAAGAGGACGCGGGCGAACGAGGAAUGACAUGCCGUCUGGAGGACAUCCUUGCUCAGUCCAACGGUCCUCUGGUCGCUGGGCGGACCAAAGACUUUGUGCAGAGGAUCUUGGCAGCCAGCGGGGGUCCUAGCCAGCACAAGGAGUCUCCCCAGGAAAAGCACCAGGUGGCGCUCUAAACCUGACCCGGGGGAUGUCCCCGUGUGAGUGUAUGCUGCUUUUGUAAAAUACUGUACCCCCCUUUUUCCCGCUGUGUGCUGUACUCGUACCCCAUUGUGCCUAUAAAUAGACAAUGCACUGUUUUUGUAGAUGCCUGUAGUGGUCCGCGGGGGGGCACUAGUGAGCCGAGGGGGCUCUGAGAGCAGGGUUUCUCAAACUUAGGGUCCAGAGGAUAAAUUUUUCCAAGGGCCACCUCAUAAUCCUAACGACAAUUAAACACCCAAAUAUGCCAUAGGAUCUAAAAUGUUGCAAGUCAAAUUGUUACAAUAAUAAGUUCAGAUUUAUUUAUUUAUUUUUUAUGGGGGGGUGGGGGGUCGUAAUGUCCUGGUAACAAAUUCAUCUUUUUAAAGAAAAGGUUGUACCCAAAAAUGACAUAGGAGCUAGGGCUGCAAAAUAUUGGAAAAAAACAUGCGAUAUGUGAUAUGGGUGCUGAAUAUUGCGAUAUCGAUAUUAUUGCGAUAUUUAACAUGCUUGUAAAGAAAUUUAAUUUUUAUCUAAUGAAAUAAAUACAUUUAUUUAAUGUGGCAAAAUAAGUAGUUUAUGUAUUCUCCUAUAUUUCAGACGUGUUAUACAUUUCAUAACUGUUCGUUGUUUUCCUCGUUCAUUUCGUCCCCUCUCGUGUCUGCCAUUCUUCCUCUGCCCCUUGUUGCUGAAAUUGUCACUGAACGCCAUGGGUCCGCUCGAGCCAACAGGAGACCAGGAUCUUGGGGGGUGGAUGGCAAUGUGCAUUUAAUGUCGCAUCUGAUUGGUCAAACUCUGAUAAAUGCCACAUGCUUGCAACAAAGCAUACAAUAUCGCAUACAUAUUAAUGUAUUGCACGUCUUUGUGAUACACACAUUGCACGUGCCAUUAUCGCAACGACGAAAUUGUUUUGAUAUAUUGCGCAGCCCUAAUAGGAGCUCAAAAGUUGCCUUUUUUUCCCCCAUUAAAGUCGUAAUAGUACGAUAACUAAGUUAGACCUUUGGGAGAAAAUAAAUGCUAUUGGAGCUUGGAAAAAAUACUAUUUUUUGGUUUAAAAAUAAUUUUAUGAAAACAAAUUCAUUUACUUUAGAAAUAAGUUGUAGUGUUAAGUUAAAUUCAAGUAUUAUUAUUUUUUGGAAUCGUAAUGUUUGGUUAGCAAAUACUUGUAAGUGGAAAAAAAGUUGUAAUUAUUACAAGAACAGGCAUUUUUUAUCGGGAAUAAAAACACUGAGGCAAAGGAGAAAGACUUCCGGGCGGCUUCAAGGAAAUUCUGGUCGACCCUCCGGCGUCUCAGGAGGGGGAAGCAGUGCACAAUCAACACUGUGUAUAGUGUGGAUGGGGCGCUGCUGACCUCGACUCGGGACGUUGUGAGUCGGUGGGGAGAAUACUUCGAAGACCUCCUCAAUUCCACCGACACGCCUUCCCAUGAGGAAGCAGAGUCUGGGUUCUCUGAGGCGGGCUCUCCUAUCUCUGGGGUUGGGGUCACCGAGGUGGUUAAAAAGCUCCUUGGUGGCAAGGCCCCGGGGGUGAUGAGAUUUGCCUGGAGUUCCUAAAGGCUCUGGAUGUUGUGGGGCUGUCUUGGUUGACACGGCUCUGCAACAUCGCGUGGAUAUCGGUGACAGUGCCUCUGGAUUAGCAGACUGGGGUGGUGUUCCCCCUUUUUAAGAAGGGGGACCGGAGGGUGUGUUCCAACUGCAGGGGGACUCCUCUGCCUCCCUAAUGGGGUCUGUUCGGGGGUGCUGGGGGGGGGCCGUCUGAAAGUCGGGUCUCGGAUACAGUGUGGUUUUCGUCCUGGAUUCCGCCAAGGCUGCCCUUUGUCACCGAUUCUCUUCUUAACUUUUAUUUGACCACCUUGUGUUAAAAAAAAAAAAACACAAUUCUUAUAAGAUUGACUCUUCUCUUUAAAAAAAAAAAAAAUUUUUUUGUGAUAGACUUUUUGUUUUAUCCACUAAUUACAUCAAAAAUUGCAACUAAUUUAUUUUGUGGACCUGAGGUUGAGAAGCACUGGUUUAGAGGAUGCGAGG